Molecule: messenger RNA, 1956 nt
Organism: Oikopleura dioica
Lineage: Eukaryota; Metazoa; Chordata; Appendicularia; Copelata; Oikopleuridae
Source: the annotation of a GenBank genome assembly
AUGAACUCGAGUUUCAAUUCCAAACAGAUUGGCCGACUCGAGGAAUGCUCAUUUACAACUCUACAACUUCGACUUAGAAAUGAUUACGGCAAAGAAAGUGCCGCAAUAGCCGCUAUUGACGGGGAGUAUGGGACGUCGCACCGAAGCGGUGGGCUUGGUCUCUACCUAGGUUAUCCAACAGCCGUUGCAGGAGAAGGGACUAAUACGGUGGAAACAUUGAGAAAUUCCAACUGGGAAUAUCUUUCAAGUCAUCCAAACAGUUUUAAGUCUGAAACGUCAACAAAUCCGGACAAAGCAACAGAACCAUCAACAGAAGAAGCACUUGAGCAAUCAACUCUACCGCAUUUUGACAUCAGCCAAUGCAAUUCGACGGCGGAUUGCACCAUUUUUGUCGAUGAUUCCCCGAUUGCUCCAACAACGAACGCUUACUCUGGUCCAAUAACUUCGUCAAAAAGCUACUCAGUCUCGGUCGACAUUCUCUGUGAUUCUUCUAUGGGUGUCGACAAUGACUGGAAAAAUAUCAUCCGUUUCGGCGACGGAAUGGAAAUAGCAUACGUCUCUGAUGGGCAUGCUGACGCGGCUUAUGAUUACCUUGUCCGAAAUUUCUUCUUUGUCGAUACCGCUUCUUGCUCCGACCCUUGCGAUGAACUCGUCAACUGCUUUAAUAUUGUCAACAGCUGCGCCAUCGCCCCUGCUCAAGAUAAUCUUCUCGCGACCGUGCCGGCUGCUUUGAGCUACAAGGCCUCAUCUGAGGUCUUCUGCGACCACAGCGCACCUACAAACUCGGAAUACACGAGCGUUCUUCGGCUCGGUGCGGGACCCAAUUACGGUGCACCCGGCGACCGAACUUUUCUUCUCCUGCGAGAACCGAGUGGCCAUCAGAUUCACUUUGCAAUCAACCAUCCAGACAAUAUUCCGACUUGGGCUCAUCAGAUAUACACGGAUGUCCCCUGCGUUGACGGUCAAUGGAGCACCUACACAAUCGAAGUCACGGAUGCUGGAAACGGGCAAGUCAACUACGUUGCAAGUGUCGACGGAAGCAUCGUCAUGUCGGGAAGUUAUGCCUCCAGCGGAUCGAAAAGCACAGGCAAUCUGACUGCAUACGUGGCUGACAACUGGGAAGUAUUCUAUGGCGGGGUAGAUAUGUCCUACGAAAACCGAGAAGGUGGGGCAGAAUGCGCUUCAGAAUCAAGUCUCAAAACUCGCGCUUGGGAAGUGCUCCUCGUCACGGGACUCAGCUACCUUCAGUUCAAGUUUGCUGAAGAACGCUGUAGAAAGUACUACUUGGAAAAUGAGUCAGAAUUGAACGCAAAGAAGAUCGAGUCGAGCAGCAGGCGGCAAAUUAUGCUGCUCAUUUUGGCGAUGACUUGGGGGAUGGAAAUUGCAUUUAAACUCGUCGAAGGAAAGCUGAUUUUUCUGCUGAAUCCGUGCCAUCUUUUCACCGCCCUGCAAUUGUACUUUCUCGCUGGAAAACCGAGCAAAACCAUGCACAUACUUUUCCAAGCCCAUGUUCCUGUCGUUUUUGGCGCUUUUCUAGCCAUGAUCUUGCCUGACACUGAUUCGCGAUUGUUGCCACUUCAGCGAGAGGUCUACUGGGUCCAACACAUGCUGAUUUGGAUCAUUCCUGCUUAUCUUGCUCCCCUUGGCGGAGUCUUCCGCAUCGAAAAAGACUGGUCUUGGACCUGGCUUGGCCUUAGUUUCUUGCAAAUGUACCACAGCAUCGUUCUUCAAGGAUUUUCCCUUCUGUUCUCGACAAACUUGAAUCACAUGCUCUGCGCGCACAAAUUCGACCCUUUCAAAAAUUUCAACUAUCGAAUUUUCGCUAAUGGUUAUUGCCUUUUUCUGUGCUGGCUUCACUCUGGACUGUAUUCUUAUGUUUUCAAAGGGAUAAAAGGUGUUUCCCAAGACGGAACUGCCCAAAUCGAAGAUAAAAAGCAAACUGUAAAAGCUGACUAA